This is a messenger RNA of Prunus dulcis (almond), 3599 nucleotides long. Its product is annotated as leucine-rich repeat receptor-like protein kinase TDR. The record is from RefSeq and is a predicted model, not a curated record. The transcript has 2 exons. NCBI's taxonomy places the organism in Eukaryota, Viridiplantae, Streptophyta, Magnoliopsida, Rosales, Rosaceae. Bases 311 to 3424 code for a protein of 1037 amino acids. Gene Ontology annotation, biological process: protein phosphorylation. Gene Ontology annotation, molecular function: receptor serine/threonine kinase binding; ATP binding; protein kinase activity.
GAGAGCAACAGCCAUUGAGAACCAAGAUUAUUAGCAUACAUUGGUACUUUCUAGCAGUAGAACUAAAGAAUAAGGAAGGAGAAGAAGUAGUUUUGCUUCUCUCUCUCUCUCUCUCUCUCCCCCAUUCAAGUUUCAAUCUUAUUAUUAGCCCACCAAGAAAACCCACUGAAGCAAUCAUCAUCAUGAUGAAACACCCUCUGCACCCAGCAGCACUCCAGAAAAGCAUUUCUCUCUGUCAUCAAAACCUUUCUUCCCUUAAAUUUACCAACACUCUCCCAGUCUCACCCAGCACACCAACAACCCCAAAACCAUGAAAAAACUUUCUUCUUCUUCUCUCUCUCUCUUUCCCUUCAUCACAUUCUUCUUCUUCUUCUUCUUUCUCCAAACCUCCACAGUCCUCUGUUCUCCUCCCCCUCAGUCUUUCCAACUCAGUGCUCUGAUUUCCCUCAAAUCCUCCCUCAAAGACCCUCUCUCCACCUUCCAUGACUGGGUGGUUCCCAGUACUUCCCACCCAAACGACCCCGUUUGGUGUUCAUGGUCUGGCGUCAAAUGCCACCCCAACACCUCCCAAAUCGUCACCCUCGACCUCUCUCAACGCAACCUCUCCGGCCUAAUCCCACCACAAAUUCGCUACUUGUCUUCCCUAAUUCACCUCAAUUUCAGUAGAAACAAGUUCAGCGGGCCUCUGCAACCCGCCAUUUUCCAACUCAGCAACCUCAGAAUCCUCGACAUAAGCCACAACGACUUCAACUCAACUUUCCCACCUGGGAUUUCAAAGCUCACCUUCUUGAGAAUCUUCACUGCUUACAGCAACAGCUUCACCGGCCCCUUGCCCCAAGAGUUCAUCAAACUCCGAUUCUUGGAGCAGCUCAACCUCGGCGGAAGCUAUUUCGACGGCGAAAUCCCAGAAGGCUAUGGAACUUUCCCGAGACUUCAGUUCCUCUACCUGGCCGGAAAUGUUCUUAAGGGCCCAAUUCCACCGCAACUGGGCCUUCUGUCGGAGCUGACCCGAAUGGAGAUCGGGUACAAUCAGCUUUCAGGUGAAGUUCCUGUAGAAUUGGUUCUGUUGUCGAAUCUCACGUACUUGGACAUCUCCAAUAACUUUCUCUCCGGAUCGCUCCCGCCAGAGCUCGGCAACUUAACCAGGCUCGACACAUUGUUACUCUUCAAGAAUCGUUUUUCAGGCACAAUCCCGCAAAGUCUCGGGCUUUUACAAGGUCUCAAGUCGCUCGAUUUGUCCGAUAAUGGGCUCAACGGCUCAAUCCCACCAGGAAUUGCUACGUUGAAGGAGCUUACAAUGAUAAGUUUAAUGGACAACUUUCUGGUUGGUGAAAUCCCAGACAAAAUCGGAGAGCUACCCAACUUGGAACACUUGCUUCUUUGGAACAAUUCACUGACAGGCGUCCUUCCCCAGAGCUUAGGCUUCAGUGAGAAGCUUGUGAGGGUCGAUGUCUCGUCCAACUCUCUCACCGGUCCAAUCCCUCCAAAUCUCUGCAGAGGCAACAAGCUCGUCAAGCUCCUACUCUUCUCAAACAAGUUCAUCAACCCCCUCCCAAACACCUUAACCAACUGCACUUCCCUGUUACGCUUCCGAAUCCAGAACAAUCAAAUCAACGGGUCGAUUCCGACGGGUUUUGGGUUCUUGCCCAAUUUGACUUAUGUUGACCUCAGCAGCAACAACUUCACCGGUACCAUCCCUGAAGAUCUCGGCAAUGCCGAAAACCUCGCGUAUUUGAACAUUUCCCAGAACCCACUUCACACAGUCCUUCCAUCAAACAUAUGGAAAGCAAAAAACCUCCAGAUCUUCUCCGCCAGCUCGAGCAAGCUCACAGGUAAAAUCCCAGACUUCAUUGGUUGUAGAAACUUCUACAGGAUCGAGCUUCAACGUAACGAUUUUAACGGCACAAUUCCCUGGGACAUUGGUCACUGCGAGAAGCUUCUCUACUUGAACCUGAGCCGUAAUUCGCUGACCGGCAUUAUACCAUGGGAAAUCUCCGCUUUGCCCUCCAUCACCGACCUCGAUCUCUCGCAUAAUUUUCUCUCCGGUACGAUCCCUUCCAACUUUGAGAACUGCAGUACGUUGGAGACUUUCAACGUUUCGUUUAAUUUGUUAACCGGUCCGAUACCCGCGUCCGGUUCGAUUUUCCCGAAUCUCCACCCGACGUCGUUUACGGGGAAUGAGGGCCUGUGCGGCGGCGUUUUGGCGAAGCCCUGUGCGGCUGACACGUUGUCGGCUGGAGCGGUGGAGGUUCGCGGUCACGAGCAGCCGAAGAAGACUGCCGGCGCGAUAGUUUGGAUCAUGGCGGCCGCGUUUGGCAUCGGGCUUUUUGUGCUCGUCGCGGGGACCCGCUGCUUUCACGCGAACUACAGCCGUCAGAUGGACGAGAGUCAGCAGAUCGGACCGUGGAAACUGACUGCUUUCCAGCGGUUGAAUUUUACCGCGGAUGAUGUGCUGGAAUGUUUGGAGAUGAGCGAUAAGAUUAUAGGGAUGGGAUCCACUGGGACGGUGUACAGAGCGGAGAUGCCAGGGGGCGAGAUCAUAGCGGUGAAGAAGCUGUGGGGGAAGCAGAAGGAGAACAGCAGCAUCCUGAUCAGACGGAGGAGAGGGGUGUUGGCGGAGGUGGAGGUGUUGGGGAACGUGAGGCACAGGAACAUAGUGAGAUUGUUAGGGUGCUGCUGCAACAGGGACUGCACCAUGCUGCUCUACGAGUACAUGCCUAAUGGGAACUUGGACGAUUUGUUGCAUGGGAAAAACAAGGCGCAAAAUUUGGUGGCGGAUUGGGUUACGAGGUACAAGAUAGCGCUUGGUGUGGCUCAGGGGAUUUGUUAUCUUCACCACGACUGCGACCCGGUGAUCGUGCACCGCGAUCUAAAGCCGAGCAAUAUUUUGUUGGACGGUGAAAUGGAGGCCAGAGUGGCGGAUUUUGGGGUGGCCAAGCUGAUCCAGAGCGAUGAGUCCAUGUCCGUCAUCGCCGGCUCCUAUGGCUACAUUGCGCCAGAAUAUGCUUAUACUCUACAAGUGGAUGAAAAGAGUGAUAUAUACAGCUAUGGGGUGGUUUUGAUGGAGAUUUUAAGCGGCAAGAGAUCAGUGGACGCAGAGUUUGGAGAUGGAAACAGCAUUGUGGAUUGGGUUAGGUCCAAGAUCAAGACCAAAGACGGGAUCAAUGACGUGCUGGACAAGAAUGCCGGGGCGGGUUGUGCGCCGGUGAGGGAGGAGAUGAUGCAAAUGCUCAGAAUUGCGCUGCUUUGCACCAGCAGGAACCCGGCGGACCGGCCGUCGAUGAGGGACGUGGUAUUGAUGCUGCUUGAAGCCAAGCCCAAGAGGAAGUUGCUGGCUAGUGUUGGUGGCCGUGAUCAUAAUGGGGUUGGUGGGGGUGGAGCUCCUGAUAUUCCUUUGCCACAAAAGCCAUCGGCUGAAUGUUAAUAGGAUUCACUUUUAAGCCUUGAGGGGUUUUAAUUUCUUCUCUCUUUCUUUUUUUUUUGGGUUUUUUUUGGUUAAUUUUCAAAUGGUGGGGGGAUUGGUAUAGGAGAAGCAUUUUCUUGUUUUACUUUAUUUCAAUGGAAUUUUCUCAAAGUGUUACGUACUGUUUUGCUCUUAU